AUCUAUGAGAGCAGCCAAAUAAAAAAUACCCAUUGAGAGGGAGCUGGCGUUUCUGUGUGUGCCGCUCUCCUCCUCCUCCUCCUCCUCCUCCUCUCAAUGCUGUUGUUGGCCUUAACUGGGGCGCCGCUACAUCGUCAUGUCCGAGGUCACGCUGAAGCCCACGGAGAGCUGGAGGGAGGCGCUGCUGGACGCCCGCGUCAUGGACCUCUUCCUCACCGUGCACAGGAAGACCCCGGAGGACUGGGACAUGGCCCAGGAUUCCCUGCAGUGCCGGGCCCCGCUGGCCCCCGUGCACGGGCCCGUCUUCCCCGAUGAGAGCGCCCAGGUGUCCUACCUGACCCACCUGGUGGAGGGUCUGCUCAGCGUGAUCAACGGGAUCGAGAUGGAGGACUCGGAGGCGGCGGGCGUCUCCGACAUCGUCUCCAAUCUCAUCGGCGUGUUCCCCAGGAGCGCUCUGACGGCGCUGCCCGGCGACCUCUUCGCCUCCUUCAUCGCCGGCCUCACGCUGCUCACCUGCUCCUUCGGACGCAGCGCCGCCCUGGAGGAGGCCCUGCAUAAAGACGACGUGGUUUACACGAAGGCCUACGACCAGCUGCUGGAGGCGUGGCUGACGCUCGUCCAGGACGAGGAGCACUUCCCCCGCGGCUGCUUCGUCCAGCCGGCCGUCCAGGUCUUCAACUCGUACAUCCAGUGUCACCUGGCUGCCCCCGACGGCACCCGGGCCCAGCCGGUGAGCGGCACGUCGUCUCCCACAGAGGAAGACGACCGGGAGCUGUUCUCAGACCAGCCGUGCAGCAUCGGCGUGCUGGGCCGCGUGGCGGCGGACCACUGCGUCCCGCUGCUCGCCAGCCUGCUGGAGGACCGCGUGUCGCGGCUGCACGGCGAGCUCCAGAGGACCCGGCUGCACCUCGAGGCCUCGGCUGAUCCCGGAUCAGCGGGCCGUGAAGUCCUGGACGACCUCUACGAGGACAUCCACUGGCUGCUGCUGGUCUCAGGGUACCUGUUGGCCGACUGUGAGGGCGACGCCCCGGGGAUCCCCUCGCAGGUGAUGGAGUUCUCCAUCAGACACUCGGCGGAGGUGGAGAUGGACGCCACGCUGCAGGAGGAGAAGAGCUGGACCGCUCCGCGCUGCGGCCGCAAGGACUCAGUGAUCAGGCUGCUGUCGGCCGUGUUGAGGACGUCGGAGGUGGAGUCCCGGGCGGCGGCGGCGGGUCUGACGGCGCUGCUGAGUCCUCAGAUGGCGAAGGACAUCGUGUGGUUCCUCCGACGCUGGACGGAGACGUACCUCCCGAUGGAGGAGAAGCUCACCGAGCAGAUCGGCCUGCCGCUGAGCGCGGCCCGCUGGAUGGUGCGGUACCUCCUGGAGAAGGUGACGGACAACCUGUCGGCGUGGAGCUCGGAGGCGGAGCUCGCCAACGACACGGUGGAGCUGCUGGUGACGCUGGUGGAGAAGAGGGAGAGGGCGGCCGUCGUGGUGCGCUGUGAGAGCUGGUGGGACUUGGCCACGCGGUUCGCCGCCCGCCGCCCGCCGCUCCACCUGCUGUCCGGCACCGCCCAGACGGCCCUGAUGAAGACGCUGGUCCUCGGGGGCGUCACCCACAUGGACGCCGAUGCCAAGCAGCAGUACUGGGCCGAGGUGCUCCGUCCUCUCCGGCAGCGUUUCCUCGACCUCGUCAACCGGGACGACUUCGCUCAGAUCAGCCAGCAGGAGGCCGUGAGGCGGGAGGUGGUCGCCACGCUGGAGGCGCUGUGCGGCAUCGCGGAGGCCACGCAGGUCGACAACGUGGCCGCGCUCUUCUCCUUCCUGGUGGACUUCCUGUCCGGCUGCAUCGGCCUCAUGGAGGUCUACAGCAACACGCCCGAGACGAUCAAUCUCAUCAUUGAGGUUUUCGUGGAAGUUGCCCACAAGCAGAUCUGUUACCUGGGGGAGACCAAGUCCACCGAGCUGUACGAGGCGUGUCUCACGCUGCUGCAGGUCUACGCCAAGAACAACCGGAGCAGCGGGCGGCAGCACGCCCCCCCGCAGGAGGAGGACCAGUACCAGGACCUGCUGCUCAUCAUGGAGCUGCUCACCAACCUGCUCUCCAAAGAGUUCAUUGACUUCAGCGACUCCGACGAGGUGUUUCGAAACCCGGACCAGGGAGCGCCGGCGCCCGGGCGGACGGUGUCAGCGGUGGACGUGGUUCUGUACGGCGUCAACAUCGUGCUGCCGCUCAUGUCUCAGGACCUGCUCAAGUUCCCCUCCCUGUGUAACCAGUACUACAAGCUCAUCACCUUCAUGUGUGAGAUCUUUCCAGAGAAGAUCCCUCAGCUUCCGGAAGACCUCUUCAAGAGCCUCAUGGUCUCCCUGGAGCUGGGCCUGACCUCCAUGAGUUCAGAGGUCAGCCAGCUGUGUUUGGAGGCGUUGUCUCCGCUGGCCGAGCAGUGCGCCAAAAACCACGAGAAGGACACGCCCCUUUUUGUGGCCACGUGUCACUUCCUCAAGCUGGUGUUCGACAUGCUGCUGCUGCAGAAGCACAACAAGGAGAUGACGGUGGCAGCCGGAGAAGCUCUGUACACACUCGUGUGCCUGCAUCAGGCGGAGUACUCGGGGCUGGUGGAGGCGCUCCUCUCGUCGCAGCGGGACGCCGUUGUGUACCGGCGGCUCGCCGCCGCCUUCGACAAGCUGACGGCCGGCAGCUCGCCGCCCGCCACGGAGCGCGAGCAGAAGGUCGCCUUCCUCAAGAGCCUGGAGGGGUUCGUAGCCGACGUGGGCGGCUUGCUGUGCGUGAAAUGACCACCGGAACACACACAGACACACACACACACACACAGCUUGAGCUGACGGACUGCGAUAACAAACCAAAUGCAGAGGAGCGGAACCGGCUGUGGAUUGGCUGUUUUAUUAUUGUAAAGUGUACAUAAAGUUAUUGUAUAGAAAAUGUUCUUCUGCAGUUUCCUUCACCUGAGUGCUUCUUUUGUUUUUAUCUCAUUUUAAUUGACUUAUUG
Pseudoliparis swirei is the source of this 2988-nucleotide messenger RNA. RefSeq names its product exportin-4-like. The transcript is spliced from 18 exons. The coding region runs from base 137 to 2776 and encodes 879 amino acids. Gene Ontology annotation, cellular component: cytoplasm; nuclear pore. Gene Ontology annotation, molecular function: nuclear export signal receptor activity. Gene Ontology annotation, biological process: protein export from nucleus. The record is from RefSeq and is a predicted model, not a curated record. Lineage: Eukaryota; Metazoa; Chordata; Actinopteri; Perciformes; Liparidae.